Messenger RNA from Westerdykella ornata, 968 nucleotides. Its product is annotated as elongation factor 1 beta subunit. Gene Ontology annotation, cellular component: eukaryotic translation elongation factor 1 complex; cytosol. Bases 51 to 737 code for a protein of 228 amino acids. Gene Ontology annotation, molecular function: guanyl-nucleotide exchange factor activity; translation elongation factor activity. Gene Ontology annotation, biological process: translational elongation. Lineage: Eukaryota; Fungi; Ascomycota; Dothideomycetes; Pleosporales; Sporormiaceae. The transcript has 3 exons. The record is from RefSeq and is a predicted model, not a curated record.
CUCCUCUCAGCGACCCGUCGCAUCCAGGUUCAUUUUUCUCAUCAGCAAUCAUGGGCUUCUCCGAUCUCGUCUCUGACGCCGGUCUCACCAUCUUGAACAACUGGCUCAAGACCCGUAGCUACAUUGUUGGCUACACCCCCUCCCAGGCCGAUGUCAAGGUCUUCCAGCAGAUCAAGACCGUCCCUGCCCCUGAGAAGUUCCCUUACGCUUGGCGCUGGUACAACCACAUCCUGACCUGGGAAUCGGAGUUCAGCACUCUUCCUGGUGACCCCACAAAGGACCACACUGCCUACGGCCCUGAAUCCGCCGAGCUCACCGUCAACCCUGCCAAGGCCCCUGCCGCCGAGGAGGAGGAGGAGGAGGUCGAUCUGUUUGGCAGUGACGAGGAAGAGGAUGAGGAGGCUGAGAGGCUCAAGGCUGAGCGCCUUGCCGAGUACAACAAGAAGAAGGCCGGCAAGGUAAAGCCUGCCGCCAAGUCCAUUGUCACUUUGGAUGUGAAGCCAUGGGACGACGAGACCAACAUGGACGAGCUCAAGGCCAAUGUUUUGGCCAUCGAGAAGGACGGUCUCGUGUGGGGUGCGUCUAAGCUUGUGGCCGUCGGUUUUGGUAUCAAGAAGCUGCAGAUCAACCUGGUCGUCGAGGACGAGAAAGUCUCUCUGGACGAGCUGCAGCAGCAGAUCGAAGAAGACGAGGACCACGUUCAAUCUACCGAUAUCGUUGCCAUGCAGAAGUUGUAGAUGAGGUAGCAAUCCUCUUCCUACCCUUCUCUAAGCUUGAGAUAUCUGGAAUUGCUGCUUGCAAGAAUGACUUGCUUGCGUUCGAGCGUGCAGCGGGUGCGGACUCAGCAUUUUACGUGUUAUGAACAAGUCAUGCCGUCUACAUGAAACGAAAAUAUGGAAUGAAAAAUUCCGGUAGUCCCUUAACUGGGAAUGCCUUAUGAGUACCAAAUGCAAGUUUGGCCACCCGAA